This is a messenger RNA of Limanda limanda (common dab), 741 nucleotides long. It is a transcript of the gene srsf1a, whose product is annotated as serine and arginine rich splicing factor 1a. Bases 1 to 741 code for a protein of 246 amino acids. Lineage: Eukaryota; Metazoa; Chordata; Actinopteri; Pleuronectiformes; Pleuronectidae. Gene Ontology annotation, molecular function: mRNA binding. The record is from RefSeq and is a predicted model, not a curated record. Gene Ontology annotation, cellular component: cytoplasm; nucleus; ribonucleoprotein complex. The transcript is spliced from 4 exons.
AUGGCGGGGGUCGUGCGAGGCCCGGCCGGGAACAACGACUGUCGGAUCUACGUGGGGAACCUGCCCCCCGACAUCCGCACCAAGGACGUGGAGGACGUGUUCUACAAGUACGGCACCAUCCGGGACAUCGACCUGAAGAACCGGAGGGGGGGCCCGCCGUUCGCCUUCAUCGAGUUCGAGGACCCGAGGGACGCAGAUGACGCGGUCUACGGACGCGAUGGUUACGACUACGACGGCUACAGACUGCGGGUGGAGUUCCCCCGGAGCGGCCGGGGGUCCCGAGGCGGGUUCGGAGGGAUCGGAGGGGCUCCGAGGGGCCGGUACGGACCCCCGUCCAGACGCUCCGAGUACAGGGUCAUCGUGUCAGGACUCCCACAGAGCGGCAGCUGGCAGGACCUGAAGGACCACAUGCGCGAGGCUGGUGACGUGUGCUACGCCGAUGUUUUCAGAGACGGAACCGGGGUUGUAGAGUUUGUGCGCAAAGAGGACAUGACCUAUGCCGUUCGAAAACUGGACAACACCAAAUUCCGCUCGCACGAGGGAGAGACUGCUUACAUUCGUGUGAAAUUAGACGGUCCCCGCAGCCCCAGUUACGGACGAUCCCGCUCCCACAGCCGUGGCAGCCGGAGCAGGAGCCGUGGCAGCCGCAGCGCCAGCCGCAGCCGCAGCGACUCCCGAGGCCGCGGCAGAGGAUCGCCCCGCUACUCGCCUCGUCACAGCCGCUCUCGCUCCCGCUCCUAA